Carassius gibelio (silver crucian carp) is the source of this 5018-nucleotide messenger RNA. Its product is annotated as oocyte zinc finger protein XlCOF6. The record is from RefSeq and is a predicted model, not a curated record. Bases 714 to 3194 code for a protein of 826 amino acids. Gene Ontology annotation, cellular component: nucleus. NCBI's taxonomy places the organism in Eukaryota, Metazoa, Chordata, Actinopteri, Cypriniformes, Cyprinidae. Gene Ontology annotation, biological process: regulation of transcription by RNA polymerase II. The transcript has 8 exons. Gene Ontology annotation, molecular function: RNA polymerase II cis-regulatory region sequence-specific DNA binding; DNA-binding transcription activator activity, RNA polymerase II-specific.
AAUCGCUAUUAACAUAAAAGAAGUUACCGCUAGAGCCACAACACAGGAUCUCUGGAUCUUCUGAGCUUGUCUUGGCACGAUGAUUGUCGUCCCAAUCAGGCUCCUGAAGUCCCUUUUCAGUAUCUCUGUCUGCCGCAGCGUGGUGUUGUUAACCUUGGAGUGUAGCACGACCACUCCAGGUUUCUCGUUGGCCUCAGGAUCGCGGGUAUCUGCACAGAAACAUCGAGAACACGAGCACCAGGGAAGCAGUGAAUGUGCACUUUAUGUUCGGCUAUGGUAGCACGGACGUGUUGGGCGAUGGAGUCUCUGAUGAUCACAGCAGUGUGUUUCAUCUUGCGGAUGGGAACAAAGUAGUUCCAGGUGGAGAAAGGAGGCGGCAGAGGGGGAGAGGUCAUUGCCUUUGGCCUGGCUUGUGUCCUUUACUGCAGGUGUACCCAGGAUCCGUGGUGUCCCAACUUCGGAGUGAAGCACAUCUGGGAAGAUUGUAUCUUGGGGGAACCGGCCCUGUGCAGAGAAACACAUGGAGUAGAAGUAGUGGGCUGUGUACUGUGUAGGAGUAGUGCGCUGUAUACCCACCCAGGACUUGUGAGCAUCAGCCCAGGAGGUUCUGCUUCUGCACCAGAUCUGCUCCUCCAACUGCACAGGAAUUUACCCUACAGUUCAACACCUCCCACAACAAUUAAUGAAAGGGUUUAUGAAAGAAAGCCGAAAACAUGACUGAUGCAGAACCCUGCGAAAUAAAACUGGAAGAUACUAAAGAACAAAUAGACUUCAUAGAAGACAACAAAAAGAUUGAAGAACUGAUUAAAGAGGGGGAGAACCAUCAUGUCAAAACUGAAGAAGCAUUCUGGAGAUCCUCCUUGACAAUAAGAGACAAAACAUGGCCUGAGUGUGAAACAAAAGCAGUUAAAAGCAGUAAAACAUUUUUUAGACCACAUUUCUUGAAGGACCACCUGAAAGUCCAUACGAAGGACAAGACUUACGUAUGUCAUUUAUGUGGAAAGAGUUUUAGUCACAUGGCUGCUUUAAAGAUACAUCAGAAAAGACACAGCGGUGUGAAGGAUCAUGCUUGCUCUGAAUGUGGGAAGACUUUUUUUAGAUAUGCUGAGUUGAAAGCGCACCAGACAGUUCACACUACAGAAAAACCUUACAAAUGUUCACAAUGUGACAAGAGAUUCAAACGGUCAGAAUAUCUGCGAAUACAUGAGAGGAUCCACACUAGCGAGAAACCAUACACAUGUAAUCAGUGUGGAAAGAGUUUCAGAAAAUGUGAUGUUUUUAAAAAACAUGUGCUUACUCAUUCUAGAGAGAGACUAGAAAAUUGUGACCAAAGCAGAAGAACAUUUCUAAAGGACCACUUGAAAGCUAAUACAAAGGAGAAGCCUUACAUAUGUUAUUUAUGUGGAAAGAGUUUUAGUCAGAUGAUUUCAUUAAAGAUACAUCAGAAAAGACACAUUGGUGUGAAGGAUCAUGUUUGCUCUAAGUGUGGGAAGACAUUUUUUACAUAUGGUGCAAUGAAAGUGCACCAGACAGUUCACACUACAGAAACACCUUACAAGUGUUCACACUGUGACAAGAGAUUCAAACGGCCAGAUUAUCUGAGAAUACAUGAGAGGAUCCACACUGGGGAGAAACCAUAUACAUGUGAACAAUGUGGGAAGAGCUUCAGACUAAAAGAAAUGCUUAAUCGACACAUUGAUAUUCACAAUGGAGAGAAGCCACACACAUGUGAACAAUGUGGAAAGAAUUUCACACAAAAAAGUAACCUUAUCAAACACAUGAAAAUACACACUGGAGAGAAGCAACACACGUGUGAUCAGUGUGGGAAGGGUUUCUCAGACAAAGGAAACCUUAAAUACCACAUGAAUAUCCACACUGGAGAGAAGCCACACACAUGUGAUCAGUGUGGCAAAAGUUUUGCACAUAAAGGAAACCUUUUCAAACACAUGAAAAGACACUCUGGGGAGAAGCCACACACAUGUGAUCAAUGUGGGAAGAGUUUCGCAGAAAAGGGAACCCUUCAUGAGCACAUGAGGAUCCACACUGGAGAGAAGCCAUACACAUGUGAUCAGUGUGGGAGGAGUUUCAUGCGAAGAACAACCCUUCACAGUCACAAGAAAACCCACAGUGGGGAGAAGCCGUACACGUGUGAUCAGUGUGGGAGGAGUUUCAGACAAAGAGGAACCCUUAUUGCACACAGGUUAACCCACAGUGGAGAGAAGUCCUAUACCUGUGUUCAGUGUGGGAUGAGUUUCGAACAAAAAGAUGGACUUCAUGAUCACAUGAAAAUCCACACUGGAGAGAAGCCGUACACAUGUGAUCAGUGUGGAAGGAGUUUCACAAAAAGAGGUGCACUAGAUUCACACAAGAAAACCCACAGUGGAGAGAAGCCAUACAGAUGUGAUCAGUGUGGAAGGAGUUUCACAAAAAGAGGAACACUAGAUGCACACAAGAAAACCCACAGUGGAGAGAAGCCAUACACAUGUGAUCAGUGUGGGAAGAAAUUCAAACGUAAAGAAAGUCUCCAUGAUCACUUGAAAAUCCACACUGGAGAGAAGCCGUACACAUGUGAUCAGUGUGGAAGGAGUUUCAUACGUAGAGUAACCCUUUAUGCACACAAGAAAACCCACAGUGGGGAGAAGCCGUACACAUGUGAUCAGUGUGGGAAGAAAUUCAAACGUAAAGAAAGUCUCCGUGAUCACUUGAAAAUCCACACUGGAGAGAAGCCGUUCACAUGUGAUCAGUGUGGAAGGAGUUUCAUACGAAGAGUAACCCUUUACAAACACAAGAAAACCCACAGUGGGGAGAAGCCGUACACGUGUGAUCAGUGUGGGAAGAAAUUCAAACAUAAAGAAAGCCUCCAUGAUCACAUGAAAAUCCACACUGGAGAGAAGCCGUACACAUGUGAUCAGUGUGGGAGGAGCUUCAUACGAAGAGUAACUCUUUACAAACACAAAAAAACCCACACUGGACUGAAACAGCACCAGACAGUUCACACUACAGAAACGCCUUACAAGUGUUCACACUGUGACAAGAGAUUCAAACGAUCAUCACAACUUCAAAUACAUGAGAAGAUCCACACUGGAGAAAAGCCUCAUCACUGCCAUUCAUGUGGAAAGAGAUUCACUCAAUUAUCUUCUUUAAUCUGUCAUAAAUUACAUGUGUGCAUAUCUGAAAUUACAGUAAUUGGAUAAAGUUCUGAUCCUGUACAUCCAUGUGCUAGAUUAAUCAGUACCUCCUCAGAAGUCAUCAAUACAUCAACUUGCUCAGAAAUGAAAUACAAAAAUAAAUGGGAAUUUCAACAACAUAUAGGAGGCUAAAGUAUUCAUCUACAAAUUCUUGUUAGUGGCAAUUUUGAGAACACUGAGAUUGCUUCGGGGGUACCGCGGCGGAGUAACCCAGUACCUUUGUGAUUCUUCAUAGACAUAAACAGAGAGAAGUAGUUCCGGCUACGAUGUUCUUCCGCAAGACGCAAGCAGUUCUGUUUAUUAACUUCUAGAGUGUCAAAUGUUCCCUACCGCAGCUUUAAAUAAGUGUGGAUUGAGAACACAUACAUUCUGAGAACGCUUGUGUGCUCAGUGAGGAGACCAGAAUGAAGAUGGAUGCCGGGGAGAUCUACACUGAUCUGGUGAAUUUCAAAAGGCAAUGGCUACUGUGACGUUCUUUUCAACCACUACAGACCUGUGGUAAAGCAGGACAAGUGAACCAUUUAUUAGAUUGACUGUGCACGUUGUCACCGAGGAGUUUGAAUUGAAAAGUCACUGCCUGCAAACAUUGUAAUUCCCCGACGACCACAUCGGAGAGAACAUAGCCUUUGGCUUGAGUGAGGCACUGGCUGCGUGGGACCUCUGUGCGGAGCGACAGGUCACCAUCACAACAGACAAUGGCACCAACAUUAUCAAAGCGGUAGAGCUUGAUCAGUGGACUAGAAUCCAGUGCUUUGGGCAUAGACUUCAUUUUGCCAUUAAAAUGCUCUGCAAGAUAAUGCACAAUGCAUUAGCAGAGCUACUGGGAUAUGCAGGAAGAUUGUUGGAAGAAAAGAAAGACCUUGAGGGAAGCACAACGAGAGCUCAACCUCCCAGAGCAUGCCAUGGUGACAGACUGCUCAACACGAUGGGGUUCCACUCAGAAAAUGAUAGCAAGAGUACUAGAGCAGCAAAGUGCAUUGUCCCAAGUUCUCUCUACAGACUGCAAAGUGCGAGGCCUACUUCCUUCAUGGCAGGACCUGGAGGUCUUGGAAUCUGUAAACAAGUCACUAAGCCUACUCCAGGACUACAAGUGCCUUAUUGGGUGAACGUUAUGUGAGCAUAUCUUGUGUGAAACCUGCUGUGCAUCUUCUGAACACCUCAGUGAUGGCUGAUGAUGAAACAGAUGCUGACCUGACCAAAUCACUGAAAUCAAAAAUUGUUAGCUAACUCAACAACAAAUAUACAGCCACACAGGACUUGCUAAACUUCAAAGCUUUCCUAGACCCAAGGUUCCGAACUCAAUACAUCUCUGAAGAAGAGACCUAGACCUUAAAGGAAAUUCAACACCAGCAAAUCUGUAGCCCAACGGACUGCAGUGAUGGAAAAUGAUAACAUGGAUGUGGUGCUAAAGCCCAAAAGAAAAUUCUGGCCAGUUUCUACAAGGAAAUCACAUGCACAGCACAAAGAACUUCAUUGUCAUCCACAUCUUAUUUUAUGCCACAGUUUAGAGAAGCAGUGGCCACUGAACUCAAUGUUUACAUUUACAUGCCAUAUAUAGAUCAUGGAGAAAAUCCACUGAAAUGCUGUUAAGAUCCACAAAGUAAACUUCCCUAGGUAGCAUUGAAAUAUCUAGGCAUACAAGCAACGAGCUCUACAUCAGAGAGAGCUUUUUGCACUAGUGGUAAUGUUGUGUCGAAUCAACACUCUGAAACCAGACAAGGUGGAUAUGCUUGUCUUUUUGGCAAAGAACCUCUAAUGUGCUAAGUUUAAUUUAGAAAGAGGAUUUGGAAGUACCAGUUGGUCAUUAAAAAAAAAAAAAAAAAAAAAAAA